AUGGCCCAGUCGCGCGCCAACGGCUCGCACUACGCCCUCACGGCCAUCGGGCUCGGCAUGCUCGUCCUCGGCAUCAUCAUGGCCGUGUGGAACCUCGUGCCGGGCUUCGGGCAGGCCGAGAAGCCCGCGGGGAACAGCAGCAAGCCCGACCGCGGCGGCGGCGCCAUCCUCAAGAGCAAGACCUUCUCCGUGGCCUACGUGCUCGUCGGGGCUGGAGUGCUGCUGCUUUUGCUUUCCAUCUGUUUGAAUAUCCGCGACAAGAAGAGGCAAAGCGAGGAUAUUACUAGGAUCCAGCACCAGGCAUCUGCAGAGCCUUCGCACCAGGAGGACAGCCAAGAAGAGGACGAAGAUGCAUCUUCCCAGUACUACGUCCCCAGCUACGAGGAAGUGAUGAACUCGGGCUACGCCGAGCCCAGGGACUCGGAGAGGGGCAACCGGAUCAGCGUGUCCCUGCCCUCCUACGAGUCUCUCACGGGGAUGGAUGAGAGCACGGCGGUGCCGGGGGCUGCCGGUGCGGAGCCCGGCACCGAGCGGCCGCCCAGCCGGCACGGCUCGCGCCUGAGCAAGCGCCUGAAGCCGCUCAAAGUGCGGAGGAUCAAGUCUGAGAAGCUGCACCUCAAGGACAUCCGCCUAAACCUGGCCGACGGCAGCAGCGCGGGCCCUAUAACGAUAGAGCCGCUCACCCCACCACCCAAGUACGAGGAGAUUCAGGAGAAGACACCCGACAGCCAGCAGAUGACUUAA
Messenger RNA from Nothoprocta perdicaria, 744 nucleotides. It is a transcript of the gene TMEM51, whose product is annotated as transmembrane protein 51. Lineage: Eukaryota; Metazoa; Chordata; Aves; Tinamiformes; Tinamidae. Bases 1 to 744 code for a protein of 247 amino acids. The record is from RefSeq and is a predicted model, not a curated record. The transcript is spliced from 2 exons.